AUGCAGUCGUCUGUUGGUAGCCUGAAGAUCUUUAGAGCUGGUAGCGGGCGGGUGCGCGCCUGUUCAGAGCUGCUGCCGCCGCUGACCUCUCAGAGCAGUCAGCGGAGCCUGUCUGAAAUGGAGAAGAACAGCGGGCUGAUUCAGGCAGCGAAGGAGGAUUCAGUCAGUGAGCUGCAGACGCUGCUGGCAGCUGGUGCGGACGUGGGGGCGAGAGAUGAGAGCGAGGACAGGUGCACCGCCCUCCACUGGGCAGCAAAAAAGGGACAUGUGAAGGCAGCGAGGUGCCUGGUGGAGGGUGGAGCAGAGGUGGACGCCAGGAGCAGCGACUGGCAGAGCACACCCCUGCACAAGGCUGCAGGUAAUGGCCACGAGGCUGUGGCGCGGCUGCUGCUUGAGGCAGGGGCGGAGGCUGAUGCCAGGAACAAAACGCAGAGCACGCCCCUGCACCUGGCUGCAUUGGAAGGCCACGUGGCUGUGGUGCGACUGCUGCUGGCGGCCACUCCUUACCACAACGCCAGGAAUCAGUGGGGGCGAACGCCGCUGCACUAUGCGGCUCUGAACGGCCACGCAGAAGUGGCAGCUGCACUGCUUGAGGCAGGGGCUGACCGCUGGGCAAGGAAUAACGAGGGGAAAACACCACUGGACCUUGCCAGACAGAACAACCACCAGCAGCUGAUAGACAUUCUAAACGCGCCGGCCUCUACGGACGGCAGUCCGCGCCUCAGCAGUGGGCCGCAGGGAGACCGUGGCCACACCCCUGCCACUGCUGCGCCGCCCACGGCCAGCCGCACCGCUCCUCAACCAGAUGACUCUGCCGUCUCUCGCCUGCGGAGCCUUCCUGAAAAGGAGAAGAACAGCAGGCUGGUUCAGGCAGUGAAGGAGGAUGCAGUCACCGAGCUGCAGACGCUGCUGGCAGCUGGUGCGGACGUGGGGGCGAGGGAGGAGAGCGAGGACAGGUGGACCACCCUCCACUGGGCAGCAAACAAGGGACACGUGAAGGCAGCGAGGUGCCUGGUGGAGGGUGGAGCAGACGUGGACGCCAGGUGCAGCAGCUGGCAGGAGACACCCCUGCACAGGGCUACAUUCAAUGGCCACAAGGCUGUGGCGCAGCUGCUGCUGGAAGCAGGGGCGGAGGCUGAUGCCAGGAACAAAACGCAGAGCACACCCCUGCUCCUGGCUGCAGAGAAAGGACAUGUUGGUGUGGUGCGGCUCCUGCUGGCGGCCACUCCUUACCACAACGCCAGGAAUCAGUGGGGGCGAACGCCGCUGCACAAUGCGGCUCUGCACGGGCACGCAGAGGUGGCAUCUGCACUGCUCGACGCUGGGGCCGACCGCUGGGCUAGGAAUAAUGACGGGAAAACCCCACUGGACCUAGCCAGGCAAAACAACCACCAGCAGCUGAUAGACAUGCUAAGCGUGCCGGCCUCUGCAGACGGCAGUGGGCCGCAGGGAGACCGCGGCCGCACCCCUGCCACUGCUGCGCCGCCCACGGCUGCCCGCACUACUCUUCCGCCAGAUGACUCUGCCGUCUCUCGCCUGCGCCACUACACAAUGCGAUCUGCGGGGGCAUGA
Molecule: messenger RNA, 1572 nt
Organism: Schistocerca piceifrons (Central American locust)
Lineage: Eukaryota; Metazoa; Arthropoda; Insecta; Orthoptera; Acrididae
Product: ankyrin repeat domain-containing protein 65-like
Exons: 5
Coding region: 1-1572 (523 amino acids)
Molecular function (GO): protein binding
Source: RefSeq, a predicted model, not a curated record